AUGAGCUCAACGAACUUUGCAGCUGCUCAGGAGCGGGUGCUGGAACGACGCCGUCAACGCGAGGCAGAAUCCCGUGCUAGACGGGCAGAACAACAACGAGCUUCUCCGAUCAGUCCGCAAACGGUCCAACGUUUGCCGUACCCGUUGAACAAACUACCAGGCUCAGGAUGGGCGCUCUGGAACACAGUGAAGGGAAGAGAAGGAACCAAGCCGGCGUUUCGAGUGGGUCAGGUUGAUUCCGAACUGCUGGAUGAAGAAUUACUGGGUCUAUUGAAGGGACAGGUUGGAGAUGCUUUAAAAUACUUUGGGUCAUCGAUGCGAGACGACUGGUCACACGAGAUUCAAUUUGCGUUGCGAGCAAUUCUUUUCAAGUUAUCGAUAUGGGAUCAUAACGCGUCAUACGGUGCUGCCCUCCAGGGUCUCCGAUACACCGAUAGUCGCAGCAGCGGCGCUGUACAAUCCCCUCCCACAAAAUGGCAAAAGACGACGUACGGCCUGUUGACUGUCGGUGGUCGCUAUGCGUGGGAUAAGUGGGAGAGUUGGUUGAUUGGGCAAGAAGGUGGCUACGAAGAACCAUCCCAGGAAGUUCGGAUGUUUUCCCGCCUCACGGAUCUUGCUUCGACGACACACUCAAUCGCUGCCUUUGCAUCCUUCCUUGUAUUCUUGGUCAAUGGCCGUUAUCGCACAUUAGUCGACAGAAUCCUACGAAUCCGUCUUGCAGCACCAUCCGCACAGGCCAGUCGAGAGGUCUCAUUCGAAUACCUCAACCGACAAUUGGUCUGGCAUGCUUUCACCGAGUUCCUGUUGUUCCUUCUUCCUCUUGUCGGAAUCAGUCGCUGGCGCCGAUGGAUUUCUCGAGCAUGGCGAAAGACGGUAAACGCGGUCAAAUCAAAGGGAGAUGAGGAAGAGUCUAGUGAAAAGCAAGGCGAAUUGGCAUUCCUGCCUGAACGUACAUGCGCCAUCUGCUACCGGGACCAAAACCCUACAUCUACCUCUGAAACUGAUGUCCUAGCAGCCUCGGCUUCAGGUGGCAUCUCGGGAUCUGCUCAAACAGACAUUACCAACCCCUAUGAAACCGUCCCAUGCGGCUGUAUCUACUGCUUUGUUUGCGUUGUUCAAAAGCUGGAAGGCGAAGAGGGCCAAGGAUGGGUUUGCCUUCGCUGCGGUGAGGUUGUCAAGAAAUGUCAGCCUUGGAACGGCGAUGUUUUGGAAGAAGCCCGGUCUCAACCUGGUACAGGGAAGAUUGUCGGCUUCGCCAUGGAUGAAGACCACGAUCUCAAUGAGAAACUCGACACUCACGAAGAUACCGAAAAGGCGAGUCCAUUGAAAGAGAUCAGUGCCGAUGAGGCAUUGCAACACUCAAACCAAUGGUCCACUGAAGAGAAACCAACCGAGAAUGGACACGCCGUCGAAAGCGACUCUGGCUUUUCAGAGGAACACUCUGAGAAGAGUUGA
Molecule: messenger RNA, 1455 nt
Organism: Penicillium angulare
Lineage: Eukaryota; Fungi; Ascomycota; Eurotiomycetes; Eurotiales; Aspergillaceae
Product: pex2/pex10/pex12 family protein
Exons: 3
Coding region: 1-1455 (484 amino acids)
Biological process (GO): protein import into peroxisome matrix
Cellular component (GO): peroxisomal membrane
Molecular function (GO): zinc ion binding
Source: RefSeq, a predicted model, not a curated record